AUGCUCCCCAGCGCCUCGGCCCCGCGGGAGGGAGGUUGGGAGGCAGGGGACAGGGAGGCUCCGCCGCCGCUAGAUCUCUGCCAGGACCUCUCCCUCCCCGCACCAUCCUCGCCGCCCGGCUCAGCGCCGCCGCGGCCGCUCGCACCCCGCCCCGCCGCAGGCUCUCGCCCACGGCCCGCGGCGGUGCCGGGCCCCCCCCCGCAUCCCGCCCCCUCCCCCGGCGCACGGGAGCGGCUCCCCGCCGGCGCCCCUGGCUUCGCUGCGCUCUGGCCCCGCAGCAAGGUGAGAAAAACGCCCGGCUUCCCCCUUCGCCAACCAGAGAGCGGCGACUUUCUCUUCACCCUUCUUUACGAGCCUCUAUCCGGCUUUCCCCCCGGCAGCCAGACCCCGAAGCAGCAGCUGCCACCACCUCUUCAUUUUCAGGGGGAGGCGGUAACCACCGCAGCGCCGGCCGCCCGCCCGCGGGAGGAGCCGGCGGGGGACGGGACCACACAGGCGCGCACCCUCCGCCCCCCUCGGCCGGUCGGUCACUCAGCCGCUUCUCGGCGAUGGGGCAGCAGGUCCCACGCACCAGCCAGCCCGGCCCGGCCCUCUCCCCGGCCACUGGAGAGCGGUGACUGCACUAACUCUUCUCCAUCGCCACCUCCCCGCAGGCAGCCGCCCGCCGGCCGGGCUGGAAGCGCAGGGCAGCGAGGCGAGCAGCGGCUGUCCGCACUGGAGUCCCGCUCCCGCUGCCGCCGCCUCCCGCUCGGCCGAGCCGCCUCCGCCCCACGCUCCGCUGAACCGCGAGCGGUGUGUGCCGCCAGCCCCGGGCGGCAACCGCGUCCGGCUCCGCUGCCGCUGCCGGGCCGAGGGCGGGCGAGUCCCGCCAGCGAACGAUGGGCACGGAGAAGCCCCACCCGCGCGGCCCGACCGAGCAGGACUCGUGCCCACCCCGUGCGGUCUACGGCGAUCGGGACACGCCCCUCCGCCCGCCGGGAGUUGUAG
This is a messenger RNA of Hirundo rustica (Barn swallow), 987 nucleotides long. Its product is annotated as skin secretory protein xP2-like. The transcript has a single exon. Lineage: Eukaryota; Metazoa; Chordata; Aves; Passeriformes; Hirundinidae. Bases 1 to 987 code for a protein of 328 amino acids. The record is from RefSeq and is a predicted model, not a curated record.